AAACCUCUGCGGGAAAGUGAAGUCUUGGCUUCCUCCCUGGUGAACUGUGUGACUCAAGCACUGGGAAAGCUUCUAGAUUUAUGGAAUGCAAUGGGAAUUGGCAAAGAGCUGCAGCUAGAACGCAUGCAGGCUGCAAAGGCCCACAUUGAGGCGCUGUUGAAUGAAAUGAUUGAUGAAGAAAGCAGUUUGAAAGAAAAAAUUGAAAAUGACAUUGAAAUUCAGAAAAGUCAGCUGAAUAUGCUCAGAUACCAACUCAAUCUGGACCCUUACCAGGUUGAUGAUGGUUUAACAAUCCUUCAGUUAGAGAAGGAGUAUCGUCUGGCUUUAGAAAGUGCUCUUAAAGAAAAACAGGAGAGGCUGAAGAAGUUGACACAGCUGCAGCAAGAUGACCAGGCACUAUGUACAGAGCUUUGUGAAACCCCUUACUAUAUCCCUACUGGCAGUAUUCCAAGUAGCAUAGAACUGGAAGAAUUAAAAGAACAUGUUACAAAUCUUUUGAAAAUAAAGCAACAAAGAUUAGAAGAGUUUCAUAAACUGAAAAGAGAAAUCAGACUAUAUAGUAAAGAAAUUGGGCACACACCUGAUGGAACACUGGAAAAUAAUAUAUUAUGCGAUGAUGAUGAAGAAGAAGGGUAUAUUUGCCUUACAAAAAAGUACCUUGAAGAUCUCCAACUGCUUAUCCAUCAGUUGCAGAAUAAGAAAGAGUCUCUGACUGCUACCAAGGAGGUUCUGGUGAAACAGGUUCAACUUCUGUGGGACAGACUUCAGUGGCCACAAGAAAAACAAGAACAAUUCAUGAAAAUGACCAGCCAGUGUUCAAUCUGUGAAGCCACAAAGAUGUGGGAAGAGGAAUUACAAACCCUGGAAGAGCUGAAGAAAGAGAAGCUUAAAGAAAUUACUUUGAAAGUCAGGCAAGAGAUUGACAGCUAUUGGCAAAAAUGCUUUUAUUCUGAUGAACAAAAAGCUGCAUUUCAGCCUUUUUAUAAUGACAAUUUCUCAGAAGAAUUGUUGAAUCAACAUGAUGAAGAACUUCUGAAAAUAAAAGAGGUUUAUGAGGAAACCAAGUGCCUUUAUGAUAGUAUUCAUAAAUGGGAGGCCAUCCUGGAUCGCUUUAUUGAAUUAGAGAAAAAAUCAACAGAUCCAAGCAGGCUCCUAAACAGAGGGGGUAACUUGCUGAAAGAUGAAAGGGAACGAUCGAAGAUUCAGAAGCAGUUGUCAAAGUUAGGGGAAGAACUGAAGAAAAAAAUUGAAACCUGGGAGAAGGAACAUAAUUCAGAUUUCCUUAUUCGAAGCCGGAGGUUUCUUGAUUCCAUGGCCCAGCAGCUGCAACAUCACAAACUUAAAAAAGAUCAACCCAAAACGUCAGUGAAGUGGGAUGAAUGUACAACUCCAAAAGCAGCUAUGAAAAGAUCUGCCCAUGUGAACACUCCAACUCCGAACAAGAUGCGCAAAGUAGCCUCAAACCUAACUGUACUUAAAGCAUCUAGCUGCAAUAACAUAGCAACCAACAUUGCUGUUGCCGGCAAACUCUCCGUUCAAACCAAGACUCCUUCCAAAAGCACACCUCUAUAUUCCCUGUACCAACCAUCAUUAGAAGAGUGCAAGAAAAGCAAAUCUACCAACCAACUUAGUUAUUCAGAUUUUCUGAAGGAACUUACAGUUAAAUCAAGCAUCAACAACAGGAUUCUGAAUUCUACACUCAAAGAGAAUUUGGAUGAAUGAACCCUUCUUGAUUCCUCUGUUACAAAGCUCGAGUCAAUGGGAACUGUAAAUAAGUAAUAUAUGAACACUAUAUAAUUAUAUAAUCAUGUUACUAAUACAUAAACUUCUUGUAAUAAUCACUGCUUCAGUUCUGGUUACAUGUAUAUAAAAUGAUGUGAGAAUACCAUCAAAUAUUUAGUAUGUGCUAUCUUUAUGGAGGAAGGACCUAAGAGGCAAACAGAAAGCUUAAACACUUCCCGUUUUCUGUGUUAAAUGCAGAAUGAACAUAUAGAAUGAGGAGUAUAUGAUUAAAGGAACAGUUAUGUAUAAACUGCGGGGCUGAUAAAGAGCAGAACUGUUCUCUGAUGUACAGUAUCAGACAACCCUAUGUUUUAUUUAACAGAAUAGAAUAUAUCAAAUUCAGGUUAUCUGUUGAUAUGUUUUCCUGUUUCCAUUGUCUUCAUUUUAAGAUUACAAAA
Molecule: messenger RNA, 2180 nt
Organism: Python bivittatus (Burmese python)
Lineage: Eukaryota; Metazoa; Chordata; Lepidosauria; Squamata; Pythonidae
Product: protein regulator of cytokinesis 1-like
Biological process (GO): microtubule cytoskeleton organization; mitotic spindle midzone assembly
Cellular component (GO): mitotic spindle midzone; spindle; cytoplasm
Molecular function (GO): microtubule binding
Source: RefSeq, a predicted model, not a curated record